This is a messenger RNA of Trichoderma aggressivum f. europaeum, 852 nucleotides long. RefSeq lists its product as uncharacterized. The transcript has 3 exons. The record is from RefSeq and is a predicted model, not a curated record. Lineage: Eukaryota; Fungi; Ascomycota; Sordariomycetes; Hypocreales; Hypocreaceae. Bases 1 to 852 code for a protein of 283 amino acids. Gene Ontology annotation, cellular component: cytoplasm.
AUGGCGGAAAAAUUUACUAUUUACAGUUCGGUUCAAAGCCAAUGGGUGGGAGUUAUGCUCCUUGCACUUGAGGAGAAGGGCCUCAAAGCAGAUGUAGAUUAUGAUGUCAAAGAAAUUACGCUGUCAACUGGUGACAAUUUUGCGCCGGAAUAUAUCGCCAUCAACCCCAAUGGCACGGUGCCUUCUCUCACUGCACCAUCGCUCACCAAGCCUCUCAUUGAAAGCGCCGAUAUUCUGAGAUGGAUCGACUCUCGCGGGACCAAGACCCUUGUGCCUGAUGAUGAACAACGCUCCAAAGAAAUUCUCGAACUUAUGCAUUCUCCUUCAAUGACUACAAAUCUCAUCCUGUUUCAGGCACGGGAUCCUGCCGAGAUGGAAGCCAAGAAGAAUAGCGGCUGGAACGCAUUUCUCGAGGAGCGCCAGGCGCGUCUAGACAAGGAACUUGCCGCACACCCUGAACAUCCGUUUUAUGUCUCGAAAACUGCAGAAAAUCUCGGCAUUACAUCAUUGUAUCGCGCCAAGGUUGGCCCUGGACAUGAGGGUCUCUACCAAUUGACAGAUGAGAUGUACCGCACCAUGGCUGCAGGUCUCGAUAAGUUGGAAAGUCUGAUCGCAUUGCCGUUUGCGGCUGGCUCUCGAGUCAGUGAGGCCGACUACAACACGGUUCCGUGGCUCGCACAUGCCAUGAUGGGAGCGGAUACGCCUGUGACUGCAAUUCAAGACUUUGGUCCUUUGGAGGCGCUGAUUCAAAAGACUGUGCCAGAGUUCAAGAUUGGUCCGAAAACGAAGCAGUGGUGGUCAAAUGUGGCAAAAACAGAGGCGUUUAAGAAGGUGUACCCUGUUUUGCAUUAG